This is a messenger RNA of Cyclopterus lumpus (lumpfish), 2399 nucleotides long. It is a transcript of the gene prpf38b, whose product is annotated as pre-mRNA processing factor 38B. The transcript is spliced from 6 exons. The record is from RefSeq and is a predicted model, not a curated record. Bases 204 to 1655 code for a protein of 483 amino acids. Lineage: Eukaryota; Metazoa; Chordata; Actinopteri; Perciformes; Cyclopteridae. Gene Ontology annotation, cellular component: precatalytic spliceosome.
UUCCGCUCACACUGCACCACCUCGCAACAGCACCUAGCGACAACGACGGCGGGAAGUUCUUAUCGUCAAUUUAACCGCAAAUCAGCGACAAUUAAACGGACGAAAUUGUGAAAUAUCGACAUUUCACGAUAUACUAUUGAUGGAUCUGUAAUCGGAAACACGCUAACUGUACAGUGAGUUUAGCGGCGUGGGAUUCAGCUAUUAUGGCUAACGUCGGGAACCAGCUACCAACACAGGCCGUGAGCAAGCCUGCACCAGGGAAACAUGGCAAUGUAUUGCCCCUGUGGGGCAACGAGAAGACCAUGAACCUCAACCCAAUGAUUCUUACAAAUGUACUGUCGUCGCCGUAUUUCAAAGUUCAGCUUUAUGAACUUAAGACGUACCAUGAAGUUGUGGAUGAAAUCUACUUCAAGGUGACCCAUGCUGAACCUUGGGAAAAAGGCAGCAGAAAGACCGCGGGUCAGACUGGAAUGUGCGGAGGGGUGCGUGGAGUUGGGACAGGCGGUAUUGUGUCCACUGCUUUCUGUCUUCUAUACAAACUGUUUACUCUCAAGUUGACUCGUAAACAGCUGAUGGGUCUGAUCACUCAUACAGACUCUCCAUACAUCAGAGCACUUGGAUUCAUGUACAUAAGAUACACUCAGCCCCCAGCAGAUUUGGUAGAAUGGUACGACGGUUUCCUGGAUGAUGAGGAGGAGCUUGAUGUGAAGGCAGGAGGUGGCUGUGUCAUGUCCGUUGGGGAGAUGUUGCGCUCCUUCUUGACCAAACUGGAGUGGUUCUCCACUCUGUUCCCCCGUAUCCCAGUGCCUGUGCAGAAGCUUAUUGACCAGCAGAUGAAGGCUCGGCCUCGGAAGGUUGUUCAGAAGGAGCCGCAGGAGGAGGAGGAGGAGGAGGAGGAGGAACCUGCAGAGACCGAGGCAGGGAGGCAAGUAGAACGCCGCCGCUCCAGGACACCCAGGCGGACACCGAGCCCCCGGAAGUCACCCAAGCGGUCACGGAGCAGGAGCCAUCACCGUGAGAAAGAACGCCACGGCCCCAGCUUUGACCGAGAGCUGGAUAGGGAGCGUGACCGCCAGAAGAAGGAGAGGGAGGGCAGGGAUAGGGGGGAGCGAGGGGACAGGGAGAGACGACGGUCCCGCAGUGCAGACAGGAAUCAAGACCGCAAAGAGCGUAAAAAAAGUCGCAGCGGCAGCCGGGACCGAAGAAACGAACGUAGAGACAAAGAAAGAGACUGCGGUGAUGACAAGAGCAAGAGGAAGGACAGGGAACACCACAAAGAUAGAGGUGCUGAGAGGGAGAGGUCCAAGGACAAAAAGAGCAGGGGAGAGACCGAUGACAAAAAGAGCAGGGGAGAGACCGAUGACAAAAAGAGCAGGGGAGAGACCGAUGACAGGAGGCAUAAAGACGACAGGGAGAGGCACAGAGAAGAGAGGAAGGCCAAAAAGUUGAGUCGGAGUCGAAGCAAGGAGAGGAAGCACAAGAGUGGGGGUGAAGAGAAGAGUAGGAAAGGAGAGCUCAGCCAUAACAGAGAUAGAGACAGGGAGAGAGAUGGAGAACAGCGUUCUCACAAACGUAGUCGUAGCAAAGAGAAGAGCCACCAUCAGCGAGAGUCCAGUAAUGACCAUAGUAAACAUAGGAGUCAUAGCACUGAGUAAAUGUCGCCUCCCAGCAAUAUUACUUCUCCUUUCCUCUGUUUUUCUUCCUUUUUCUACCCAGUUGUCAGUCAGUUGUGCUUAAGAGAAGGAAUGUCAGCACAUUGGACAUCUGCAGUUGUUGUCUUUGGCCAAUGUGAUGUUGCUUUACUUUUAUGUUUUUCUGCCUUUUUCACUCAUAUUAGACCAGUUAGUCUUCACAAUUUGAAAAGUGGCAAAAAUGGCAUUUUAAUUUUCUAUGGUGCGCUUGUUGGCCCCCUGAAGAUGUGGGUGUGUACAUACUGUUUUGGAGGCUGUCUACACACGAUAAAAGGGCAGAGUUGCCUUUCCUGCUGGGUCGAGUGUAAUCGGUGCUGAAAGCUCAGCUCAACACUGUCAUAUAAUUUAUGUAAUGUAUAAAGAAAUAUUUUCAGGCUGUACAAAUGCCAAAACAUUUUUUUUAAUUUGACUUACAGUGCAUAUAUUUGAAAUGUCUUCAUAUUUAAGUGUCUUGUUCAGUAUUCUGAUUGAACAUGCGUUGAAGAGUCCCAAGUGAACGGUUGAAGUAAAUAUUUGAGCGUAGCAGCAGCGUGGAACCACAAUGGCUCGGCACAAAGCAAUUCUGUCUGUGGUGUGUAGACAGCACGAGAAUGUUUUAAUCCUCGAAAGAGCAGUCUGCAAAGGGUAAUUUUUUACAACACACACUGUGCUGUGUUUGGGUUAUUGCUCUUGCAUUUUGUUUUCUAAUAAAACACUUUUACAAACACA